Messenger RNA from Rotaria sp. Silwood1, 768 nucleotides. The record is from the annotation of a GenBank genome assembly. NCBI's taxonomy places the organism in Eukaryota, Metazoa, Rotifera, Eurotatoria, Philodinida, Philodinidae.
AUGUCUAACUUACUUGCAUGCAAUACAUCGGUUGCUAUAAUUUUCUAUUUAAUCUUGGUUAUUUCUGCAUCUAUAUAUGGUUUUCGUCAAGAUUGGGCAUGGAAUUCACUAUUAUGUAUUUUGCGAGCGUAUUCUUUUAUCGUUGCAUUGGGGGCUAUUUGCUAUUCAUUUUCAAUACAAUCUCUUAGUCGUUUGUUUUUUGUUAUUCAUUAUAAAUUAAAAUAUCUUCUUACAUGGCGUACACAUUCAAUUAUGAUUAUUUCUAAUUGGCUUAUUAGUUUAUUAAUUCCAAUAGUACCUCUAUUUAUUGAUGAAAGUCUUGGAUUAGAAAAAGAAUCACGUAGUUGUAUAUUAAAAACUAAUGCAUUUACAGCAGCAAUAUUUUGUAUGAUCAUGAUCAUUGGUAUACCAUUGAAUGUUAGUACUAUGAUUUAUUGUUCUAUUUUAUAUCAUGCACGUCAAUCAAUUCAUCGAGUUCUACGUUUUGAUCAAAAUAUGAAUAAAUAUAAGACAAUACAUAAUGCUAAACGUGAGGUAAAGAUUGUACAAAUUUUACUUGUUCAAACUGCUGGUACUUCAUGUGGUGGAAUUAUUUUUCUAAUUAAUGUUUUCUGGCAAGCAUUAUCAGAAAUACCUCUACCAAAAUAUAUGUUUUUAUUAGGAGUUAAUUUAACAACAAUAAGUGUUUCAUUUAUGAGUAUUGCACAUUUUAUGUUAAAUACGCAAGUAAAAAAAAUUGCGUAUCGAUACUUGUGUAAUUAUUGUUAA